Symbiodinium sp. CCMP2592 is the source of this 3219-nucleotide messenger RNA. NCBI's taxonomy places the organism in Eukaryota, Dinophyceae, Suessiales, Symbiodiniaceae. The record is from the annotation of a GenBank genome assembly.
AUGGUGAGCUCGCGACUACGGGCGUUGGCCGCGGACCUGGUGCUGGAUGAAGGGCUGAUGCUGGUGGCUCGUUGCGGGCUGCGAGUGUUCCCCGAACUCACCGUGAAUCAAUGCUUUAGGAAGAUGCGCUUCUUCUUGCAUCCAGACAAGUGCCCUCCCGACCAGAAGGCGCGAGCCGAGGAGGCGUACAAGGAGCUCGACAAUCUCAAGGAUGACUUGGGCUACCUGUCGGAGAUAGCCAUCCGGAACCUCCGUAAGUUCCGCCGCUCGUGGCGGGAAGAAGCUUUGUUUCGGGAGCUCCGUGAUCCUAGGCCGGAGGCCGCAUCGACUCCGCCUCCGAAAGCUGCAUCUUCGGGCCCACCGCCAGCGGCAUCUUCAUCGAGCCCGCCGCCGGGGCCAUCUGCAUCUUCGGGCCCACCGCCAGCGGCAUCUUCAUCGAGCCCGCCGCCGGGGCCAUCUGCAUCUUCGGCACCGCCGCCAGCUCCUGCAUCUUCGCCGCCAGGCCCGGAAGACCCGCAGGAUGACGACAGGGACGAGGACGGCGACCCGGAGAUCGGCCCCGAGGACGAGAAGCUGGCGGGGUGGCUGCGCUACGAGCCGGUCAAUGUGGCGGAGCUCGACAGGGCGCUGGACUCCGACGCAGUGCGCCGCUUUGCGGAGUACAACCUCUUCGAGAUCCUCCUGAGCCUGAGGCGCCGCGUCGUCAAGAUCCAGAACGGUGUGGGGUUGCUGCCGGUCUGGCAGCGCGAAAGCCGGCAUCCACCCGGGAUGCAGGGGCGCGUCUUCUGCGGCAUCGGGCGCCUGCCACACCCGGACCAGGCGGGGGGCAAGCGCAAAGCCGACGACUCCAAGCGCGAGGAGCUGCAGGCCGCCCGGGCGUCGCUCAUUGCUCAGCUGCCGAGGCCGAUCCAGCGGGAGAUCCUGGUCCUGGGGCUUCCAGACGCCUUGGUAGGUCGGAGCGCCUUCGCGUUCCCCAAGCUCGUGAAGUACUUCUGCCGGUACAAGCUCAACGUGGUCGAGGUGGACUUGUCGAACAGUUUUUAUCAACUGCUCUCCAAGGACCUGGUGCUCCCGGGAACUCUGGGCGACUACGUGGCAAACCGGGAGGAGACCCUGGCGCAGCUGGUGGCGGGCCUCAACUCCUUCAAGGCCGACCGGGAGAACAAGGCCGCGAAGGAAGCGCGCCGCCGCACUGCCAAAACCGAGGACCGGAAGCCCUGGGCCGAGAAGGACGAGCCGGAGAUCACCCGGCCCAGCAAACCGCUGCGCCGCGAGGACGCCAAGGGGCUGAUGAUCGCCAUGGGGUUCGGCAUGUCGGCGAGCAACUGGUGCUCCCAGCACCUGGGUUUCGUUCCGACGAGUGCGGGGGCGGACCCCUUGCUGGACAUGCUGGCCGGCAUCGAGGAGGCCGUGCGCCGCUUGCACGUUCUGUGCUGGGAGAGCCUGACUCCGGAGGCUCGUGCGUGGCACAGGGCCCGAAAUCGAGGCCUAGCAUCCAUGGCCUACUCCAAGUACGUGUCCCUGGAGCGGCGUGCGCUGGAGGCUUUGAAGCUGGCGGCCGCUGACCGUUUGGUGUCCCUCGAGCACGACGGAGUCGCGGUGCAUCGAGAUGCUGCGGACGCGGUGGUGGCCGCUGCCACGGAGUUGGGCUUAGAAGCGGCCCUGAAGGAGACCCCGGACCCCCUCCAGUACGCGGCGGAGCACUACCCGGAGUUCAACUGGUGCUUGCAGGCGACCCAGCCCUGCGCAGGCGCGGGACACUGCCUCGGCCACAUCUCGGCGCGGCGGGUGCGGCCCAACGGCUCCGACUUCGCGGACUUCGUGGCAGCCCUUUUGGCUCCCGACAAGGACGACAUGGGGGCCCUCAUCCGGAUGAGCCUGAAGAACUUGGUGCGCCCUGCGCAGAAGGGGCACUUGAAUCCGCCGGAGCCGCUCAACGAGAGCGGCUGGACCAAGAGCCUGGUGGACGAGGUGCUGGGCUUGCUCAGCGGGCAGACCAUGCCUGCCCUGGACGGCGACAAGACUCGAGGGAAGGUCCUCUACAGCGACGGGGUGGUGGUCGACCUCGCCACCGGGGAGCGGCGCAUGGCUCAGCCGAGCGACCGGAUGUCCUUGCGCGCAGAGGCGUCGUCGGCAACCUGGGAGCCGCCCGUGGAGACAGAACUCUUCGCCAAGGUGGAAGCAUUCCUCAAGACGGGGGCGAGCACGCUGGAGGCCAACAACGAAGGCCUCGCGGUAACAGAGGCUUUCAAGGAGCUCAUGGUCGUCUCCCCUUUGCUUCAGCUGGUGAAAAAAUACGGGACAUGGCUACAAGUACUCUACUUGCUCCGGCUGUUCAGUCGCGGCGUCGGAGCCUUGGAGCGUCUGUGUGAACUGCUCUACAUCCAUGGACCCGGAUCCUCUGGGAAGGACGUGCUCAUGCUGAUCCUGCUGUGCUUCCUGGGCUACGAGCCCUGGAACUACGGCCUCCUCGUGAGUGGGCGCUACUUCGUGGCGGGCGCGAAAUCUGGAAAGGAGUCGGCCUCGCCGCAGCUCGACCAGAUGAGGGGGAAGCGGUUCAUCUGGGGCUCCGAAGUGCCGGAGCACGACGAUCUGGACACCGACUUCCUGAAAGCUCUGUGUGAACAAGGAGGAGCACCCUUGACGGGGCGAGGCCUCUACAGAAACCCUCGGAGCUUUCGCUCCAUGGGCGUCUUCUGCGCGACAAGCAACUUCCCCCCGAAGGUGAAGCAGAUCGACGACGAUGGCUGGGCUCGCCGAGCCCGCGAAUGGCAGACUGAAGCUCGUUUCGUGGCGCAUCCCACCAAGCUCACAGAGCACAAGGCCGACGACUCCUUGAAGCGCAAGAUCAACAGCGGCUGCUUCCAUGCGGAGAUGAACUUCUUCGCCUUCGGCUUCUACAACUCCCUCUCCGAGGAGCUGAAUCCAGGCACGGAGCUCUUGCCCAAGCCCCCUCAGAUGGUCUUUUUGGAGGAGCAAAACCGGGAAAACCUGAGGACCGUCGAGAAGUUCUUGAGCGAGCAUUGUGAAAGGGCUGCCCAGUACAACCACGGCACCGCCUGGACCGCCUUCCUGGAUGCGGUCAAGGCCUAUCUCGAUUGUGACCGCAAGGUGGCCAGGACUCGGCUCACGAGCGCCGGCAUCAAGAUGCACCAGGCCAACUCCAAGAACGUCCCUGCCGACAACACCGGUGCCUGGAAGCUGAAGGAGACUGCAUGA